Messenger RNA from Drosophila bipectinata, 3265 nucleotides. RefSeq lists its product as uncharacterized. The record is from RefSeq and is a predicted model, not a curated record. NCBI's taxonomy places the organism in Eukaryota, Metazoa, Arthropoda, Insecta, Diptera, Drosophilidae. Gene Ontology annotation, biological process: transmembrane transport. Gene Ontology annotation, molecular function: ATP hydrolysis activity; ATP binding; ABC-type transporter activity. Gene Ontology annotation, cellular component: plasma membrane.
CGAGCUCCGAGAGAGUUGCCUUGCAACCAAACCGCGCUUGGGAACGAUUCCAGCUCACCUGGCUGCGCACGGCGCUACAACACACAAAAAAAAGCUAAAAAAAUAUAAAAAAAUAAAGAACCUCUUAAAAAAUCGCAUAUGGAAAUCUAAUUGAAAUGUUUUCGGCUUAAAAGGCAACUCGAAUUUUUAAAUAAAACUCGCGUAAGUGCAAUUUUUUGUUAACGCCGACAUGGAAGUGCAUACCAAAGUGGAUAUUUUCUAGUUGGAACUACCAAUAGAUACAACAAAGUGCUUCUCCCAUAAGAAACGCCAAAUAAAAAAGCGAAUAAAACAAGUGACGCGUGUGAGUGUGUGUGCGUUUUGUGGAAUAUGCAGAUAUCGCUGUAAACAGAUAAUCCACCGAAUUCAAAAUCACCGGUAGCUAAGCUUGAGAAUAUCAUGGAGCUGAGCAACUUUUCGAGCAGCAAGAAGAUGUCACGCGAGGAGCGACGCUACUCGGUGCCACAUGGACCCAACACCCCACUGCCACCGGCGGCAUCCGAAGAUCUGCACGCCUGGUCCAUCUACAGGCAAAAUCUAAACUCCGACUUCACCGACUCGGCCCUGGGUUCGUCGGACAAGUCACCGCUGCCAUAUGGAAAUUUCCAGCUACGCGAUACCACAGUCCAAUCCAUAUUAAAUCAUCCGCGCUACGGCCCCAAAUCUCCUUUGGGCUCCAAUAUGUACACAUACUUGAAGUUUGGACUGCCACGCGUUUUUCCUCCAAAUGCAGGAUCACAGCGAUCGCAUCGUCCCGGUCCAGGCCCCGGUCCUGGUGGCUCCAGUGCCCUGGGCGGAGUCCGGGGCAGGGUCAACCGCGCCUUCCGUGACAGCUCUGGAGCCCCGCCAGGUGCCGGCAGCAGUGGCUACGACAGCAGUGACAACGAGACCACGAGAAGUCGUGUGCCACCGAAUCUGCGGAAGUAUCGAAGCGAGUCCGACUUCCGUGCCAUUGGUGGGAUGCCGCAUUCGCGUCCCGAGUCACGGGCCCAGCUCGGAGGAGGAGGUGCUGGAGUGCCGGCAGCGGCACUGCGUCAAGCCAACAGCCGAGCCAGCAUAGCGGUGGGACAGCACCAUCACCAGAUGCAGAGUCAGCAGCACCAGUACAUGGGCAAUGGCAAGCACUACGGGCACAGAUCCCACAGCGAGGCGGAUCUCCUGGGCGCUGGACUGGGCCAGGAUGCCGGAGCUGGUCUGGGCUACGACUAUAACGAAGCCAGGCUGUACGGGAGCUCUAGGCAGUAUGGCAACGGAAACAUCCACAACGGUCGGAAACAGUCGGGCAUGGGCCUAAUCUAUCCGAACAUCCAGGUGCACUGCCUAGAUGUGAAUCCCUGCCUGCGCGGCGUCUCCAUGCAGGCCAAGGCCGGCGAUCUGUUUGCCAUUAUGGCCACCUCGCAGAGGGAGGGAAGUGCCCUGGCCGAGUGUCUGGCCGGAUUGAGUGAGCGUCUGGGCGGGGAGAUCCUCAUAAACGGACAGCAGGUGAAUCGACGCGGCCUUAGGGAGCUCUGCAGCUAUGUGCCGGCUCUGGAGGUCUCCUCUCUGGAUCCUCGCAUGAGUGUCCAGUGCACCCUAAACUUCCAUGCAGCCUUGAGGGGUCCUCUAGAUCGCAGCGAUCUGGAGGAGCGCAUGGAUGUCCUCAUUGAGGACUUGGGCUUGAAUACGGUGCGCGCCUCGAAUGUCUCCACACUGACUCACUCGGAGAAGCAGCGCCUGAGCGUGGCCUGUCAACUGUUGGCGCAAUCCUCGCUCCUGAUCCUGGACCAGGUCACCAGCAAUAUGGACAUCUUCGACACCUUCUUCCUGGUGGAAUACCUGCGGCAAUGGUGUAGCGGUGGUCGCAUAGUGAUCAUGACUCUGCAGCCGCCUACGUUUGAGAUUCUGUCCAUGUGCUCCGGCGUGCUGCUGCUCUCCGGCGGACGGACCGUCUUCUCUGGCAGUCGAGCGGACUUGCCACGACACAUGGGCGAAUUGGGUUACCCAUGUCCACCGUUCAAGAAUCCGGCGGAUUAUUACUUGGACUUGGUCACCUUGGACGAUCUGUCGGCAGCAGCUAUGCUGGAGUCCUCUGCCAGGAUCGAGUCUCUAGCCAAUGCCUGGGACCAAAUCAAUUCGGAACCCCCGCUAGCCGCUCCGCCCGCCUCCUUGCCGAACUUCACCCUGAAGGCGGGCUUCUUUGGCCAGAUCAGUGCCUUGAUCAAGAGAUUCGCAGGAUACAAGCAGCCAGGAUCGUUGCUCACCUGGAUCAGCAAGCUAAUCGCGGCAGCCGUGCUCUCCCUUUGCAUUGGUUGCAUCUUCUGGGAUGUUCCUGCCUCUGAUCCCCAGCUGAGCUACCACGAUCGACUGGGCUACCACCACUGCGUCAUGGUCCUGGUCUACUGGCCGCUGGUGAUGCUCACCAUUCGCGACACACAGGAGGAUCGAAGGCAUGCGGAGCGGGACAUAAGGCUGGGUCUUUACUCCAGAAGUCUCUAUAUUAUUGUGCAGAGUCUUCUUGGAUUAUUCCCUAGCUUGUGCAUCUGGCUGGCUUAUUUGCUUCCAGCUCACAGCAUGGCAGGACUCUAUACUUAUUCCAAUAGCAGUGAUACGGGGAUCUACUUGUAUAUGGGCUACAUGCUGCUCUACUUGACACUCAUCCAGACCCUGGCCCUGUUCUGUGCCCAUCUUCUGCCCUGCAAAGUCUCGGCCAGCAUUGUGAAUGCUCUAAUUACUUUGGGCCUGGCCGUCGUGGGCGGCUACCUGGUGCAUCCACAGAACCUGGCCAAGUUCUGGACCUGGCUGCAGUAUGCUUCGCCAGAGCGUUGGCUUCUGCCCGUCCUGGUUCAGGACGAAUACAGUGCCGAGACACUGUCAAACUCCGCAGGAUUGCAGCUGUGCCGCAACAAGCAGGUUCAGCACCAGGAGAUUAUUGUGCAGCAGCCCUGCCCGCCGCCCAACGGCACCCAAGUGCUAGUCGACUUCGAGCUGCUGCCACAGCAGCACAUCCUGGAUCCCAUGUCCAGUUACGAUCAGACCACCACAAUGGCCCUCGUCCUGGCCUCGGUGGUCGUCUUCUUCGUCACAUUCAUCGUAUUUUUGUGCAAUUGUCGCGGUGCCUGUCGCAAACAGCGUAGCCGGUAGGAUCCGUCCAGGAUCUGGAGCUCGGGUGGACUUUCGAACUGUACAUUUAAUAGAAACUAAUUUUGAAAUAAAUAGCAUUUAGUCGAGGCAGCGUUUGUUUAACUAA